Heterotrigona itama is the source of this 723-nucleotide messenger RNA. The record is from the annotation of a GenBank genome assembly. NCBI's taxonomy places the organism in Eukaryota, Metazoa, Arthropoda, Insecta, Hymenoptera, Apidae.
AUGGUGGAAGUUUUGGUGGAGCCUGGUGGCCAAGAAGCGGCCGCCUUGGGUAACGAUCGCAAAUCGGACGACGUUGGCAAUCGGACGGAACGAUUGGCUCGAAGCGAUCGUUGCGAGCAUUCGAUUUUAGAACAGUCGAAUCUGAGCCCGAUUCAACAGUUCUACAAUGGGCAAAGCAUCUUCAUCACCGGUGGUACCGGAUUCGUUGGCAAACUUUUGAUCGAGAAACUUCUUCGAGAAUGUCCUGGCAUCUCGUUCGUCUACUUGUUGAUACGUCCGAAAAAGGGGAAGGACAUGCAUCAACGUAUCGAAGAAAUCUUCGACGACCCGCUGUUUGACAAACUGAAAGAGAAGCAACCAAAAUUUCGGCAUCAAAUCGUCGUGGUAGCCGGAGAUUGCAGUCAACCAGGUCUCGGCAUGUCUGCCGUGGACAGGCAAACGGUUACGCGAGAAGUCUCCAUUGUUUUUCAUGUUGCGGCAACGGUCAGAUUUGACGAGAAAAUAAAACUUGCCGUACCUAUCAACGUUCGUAGUCCGAUAGAGGUAAUGAAUCUCUGCAAGGAAAUACCCUGUUUGAAGUCGUUUGUCCAUGUGUCGACGGCAUACGCCAAUUGUCCGUUAGAUCUCAUCGAAGAGAAGGUCUACGAAGCACCGAUCGACGGGGAGAAGUUGAUAACUAUCGUCGACUAUAUGGAUGAGAAAUUAAUCGAGGAAAUUACCCCG